AUGUUUGUCAUGCAUCGUUCGUCACCUGGUAUUGAGUAUAAUGCUCCAUGGAUCGAUAUCAACGACACCGGGCUCAAAAAUGUGGACAAUUUCGCCUAUCUUGGCAGCACGCUAUCUCGUAACACCAGAAUCGACAUCAAGACUUUGUGGAACCGUUAUGGUCUCCAACUGUCCACCAAAUUGAAGAUAUUGAAGGCCAUCGUCCUCACGACACUCUUCUACGGAGCGGAGACCCGGACUAUCUACAUCAAUCAAGCUCGGAAACUGAGCUAUUUCAAUUUUAUUUGCCUACGCCGAAUACACAAGCUGGGAUGGCAAGACAGGAUCCCGGACAUGGAAGUCCUAGAGAGGUAG
Messenger RNA from Dibothriocephalus latus, 354 nucleotides. The record is from the annotation of a GenBank genome assembly. Lineage: Eukaryota; Metazoa; Platyhelminthes; Cestoda; Diphyllobothriidea; Diphyllobothriidae.